Messenger RNA from Cricetulus griseus (Chinese hamster), 192 nucleotides. Lineage: Eukaryota; Metazoa; Chordata; Mammalia; Rodentia; Cricetidae. The record is from RefSeq and is a predicted model, not a curated record.
AUGUCUUACCAACAGCAGCAGUGCAAGCAGCCUUGCCAGCCUCCCCCUGUGUGUCUACCCCCUAAGUGCCCAGAGCCUUGUCCUCCUCCUCAGUGUCUUGAGCCAUGCCCUCCUCAGCCAUGCCAGCCAACGUGCCCUCCUGUGCAAAUUUGUCCACCAUGCCAGCAGAAGUGUCCACCCAAGAGCAAGUGA